AUGCCGGAGUCAGCCAAGAGCAAGGCCUACAAGAUUCGCAUGCAGCUCGAGAGCAACAAGACUCGCAGGGGCCAUAUUCUCGGCGUGAAGAAGCGCGCUGAGCUUGAAAGGCAGCAGGAGCUGAUGAAGCACCAGACUGCCGAGACCGAUCGCAGCAUCCAGGCUACCCGUUCGGAUGGUCAGGAAACGCGAGAUUUGAUCGCAUCUACGGAGGCCAGAUUGCUGGAUGCCAUCCAGAAGAAGGAUCGCAAGCGAGCGCCGAAGAAUAAGGCGAUGGGCGACGGCGAGGAGACUGCCGAGGGCGAUCACAAGAACGAAGCCGCAAAGGGCAAGCGCGAGAAGCCCAAACAGACGGAGGAGCAGAAGGCGGAGAAGCUGGAGCGCCAGAGGAUGCGCAAGGAGGACUUGGAGGCGAAGGCGGCUAAGAAGGUCGCGGAUAAGGAGACUCGCGAGGCUAAGAAAGCCGCGGAGAAGAAGAGGCGAGCGGCCAAGAAAGCCGCGGUGGAGGAGCUUCGCGAGAAGAAGGCCAAAAAGAAGGCUGAGCUGGACGACGUGAAUGCCGAGCUGAAGGCCGCGAAGGGCUCGAACAAGAAAAAGUGCGGUGCUGGCGCGGAGGGCGAGACGACGGAGGCGGCGCGGCAGGCGGCCUCCUCGAGCCUGUUCGGUCGGAUGAGUCAGCUAUUCGGUGGUCAACGUGGUGAGGCUAACAUUUGA
Molecule: messenger RNA, 714 nt
Organism: Symbiodinium natans
Lineage: Eukaryota; Dinophyceae; Suessiales; Symbiodiniaceae
Source: the annotation of a GenBank genome assembly